UUUCUUUCUUUUCUUCCCCCCCCCCUUCACAUUACGACACCUUUCGUCUUGCUACACAGAGACCUAAAGGGCAAGGAAAUAAAGGUGGGAAAACAUGAUGCACAGAUCUGUUGACUUUCCUAACUUGAUGUAGUCAGACCAGAGCAAAGAAUCUCCUGGCUCCUAAGGCCCAUGUUCUAUCUUGAUUUGACUCUGCUUCAUAGAGCAGAGGAAACAGGCGAAGAAUCAUUUUCAGUACAAAACGGUUCCAUUCAUCAAAAAGAUGCUGUAAAUGAUGAUGAUUUUGAGCCAUACUUAAGUAGCCAGACAAAUCAGGGGCUUAGAAGAUUGGUUAUUUGGCAUUCCACAGAGGUGCUUCAGAGUAACAGCUAUCCACCAAUGUCAGAUCCAUACAUGCCUAGUUACUAUGCUCCAUCCAUUGGAUUUCCAUAUUCUCUUGGGGAAGCAGCAUGGUCCACAGCUGGAGACCAACCUAUGCCAUAUCUGACAACUUAUGGACAAAUGAGUAAUGGAGAACAUCAUUAUAUACCAGAUGGUGUGUUUAGUCAACCUGGGGCAUUAGGAAAUACCCCUCCAUUUCUUGGUCAGCAUGGAUUUAACUUUUUUCCUGGUAAUGCUGAUUUCUCUACGUGGGGGACAAGUGGAUCUCAGGGACAAUCAACGCAAAGUUCUGCUUAUAGUAGCAGUUAUGGCUAUCCACCUAGUUCUCUUGGGAGAGCUAUUACUGAUGGACAGGCUGGAUUUGGCAAUGAUACUUUGAGUAAGGUGCCUGGCAUUAGCAGUAUUGAGCAAGGCAUGACGGGACUGAAAAUUGGUGGUGACCUGACAGCUGCAGUGACAAAAACUGUAGGUACAGCCUUGAGCAGCAGUGGUAUGACUAGCAUUGCAACCAAUAGUAUGCCCCCAGUUAGCAGUGCAGCACCUAAACCAACCUCCUGGGCCGCCAUUGCCAGAAAGCCUGCCAAACCUCAACCGAAACUUAAACCCAAGGGCAAUGUAGGAAUUGGAGGUUCUGCUGUGCCACCACCUCCUAUAAAACACAACAUGAAUAUUGGAACUUGGGAUGAAAAGGGGUCCGUGGUAAAGGCACCACCAACCCAACCAGUUCUGCCUCCUCAAACUAUAAUUCAGCAGCCUCAGCCAUUAAUUCAACCACCACCAUUGGUGCAAAGCCAACUGCCUCAACAGCAGCCUCAGCCACCACAACCACAGCAGCAACAAGGACCUCAGCCACAGGCUCAGCCUCACCAAGUGCAGCCCCAACAGCAACAACUGCAGAACCGUUGGGUAGCUCCUCGGAAUAGGGGAGGUGGCUUCAACCAGAACAAUGGAGCGGGCGGUGAAAACUUUGGUUUAGGUGUUGUUCCUGUCAGUGCUUCACCUUCUAGUGUAGAAGUGCAUCCAGUGCUGGAAAAGCUAAAGGCCAUAAACAACUAUAAUCCCAAAGACUUUGACUGGAACCUGAAAAAUGGACGUGUGUUUAUAAUUAUACGCUUAGAAAAUAAUGACAACAAACCAGUUACCAAUUCAAGGGACACUCAAGAGGUACCCCUAGAAAAAGCUAAGCAAGUGCUUAAAAUAAUUGCUACCUUCAAGCAUACCACCUCAAUCUUUGAUGACUUUGCACAUUAUGAAAAGCGUCAAGAAGAGGAGGAAGCCAUGCGUAGGAUGUGGAAAUGGGAAAGGCAUGGUGAAGUUGACUUUACCAAUUAAGCAAUUCAUCAGCCUGUGAAGAGUAAGAAGGUAGAGCCAGUACAGUGGAUAUGCAGGAGAGAAAUAGAAACAAACAAUAACCAUAUGAAGAUGUCCUCUUAGAAUUACAACACUAAUGAUGUAGACUCUGGAAAUGCCUAAUAAGUCAAAGAAGACAUUAUUAAAGCUUUUUUUUCUGCAUAAGGUGACAUCUUUGAACUUUUUAACACAGAAUUGACUCUUGUAAUGAUUUUCAUCAGCGCAUCUGCCCUUAUAUUCUCACCAAACACACUUGAGAACUGUAACUUCGUCAAGCACUUUCUGUCCUGAAGCUUUUACCAGUAUCUGCUGUCUUUUGUAAUUAUGCAUCCUAGCUAAGGCACAGAAGACUGAAUGAAUGCAGAUUCAUUAACUCUUUGAAUUUGUUAAAUACUAACAGUUAACUAUUAGAAGUGGUUCAAUGAUGUAAGAGUCACAUUGCUUCAACAUUUCUUUGUUGUAGUUUUUAAAUUGUCAAUUUUUAGCUAUUUGACAGAUUAAAAGCAAAAUAAUCAUGCCAUAUUUAGUCCUGGAGUUCAAGUCUAAAUGUUUAUGUGAAGAAUUAUUGUAGUAAACUUUUAAUAUGGCAAAGCAACCUUAAGCUCUAUUUUAGCCAAAUGAAACAUAAUCUGAGAUUAUAUUAGAACAUUUUCCUUGUCUUUAAAUUGUUUGGUGUAACAGAAUAUUGAUAUGCAGCUUGGUGGAUUUCACCAGUUAAUGCACAUUCUUCUUUCCUCCUUCCCCCAAUAAUAUGUAAACUGAAAAAUGUGCAUUUGUCUGAGGAAUUAUUUUGUUUGCUAUCACUUAAUGAAUCUCAAAAUUUUGAGUAAAUGUACCUCAGUCUAAUCAGACUUUUUAUGACCUUUAUAACUACAUUUAAAAUCCUUAAUUCCUAUUUCUGGGUGUUUGCGAGCCUGAUUGCUAUCAUGAAGUAAACAUUUAUUACUCUAGGUAUUCACUAGCUAAAUAAACAUAGUUCUUGUUUAGCAA
Messenger RNA from Myotis davidii, 2721 nucleotides. RefSeq names its product YTH N(6)-methyladenosine RNA binding protein 3 (gene YTHDF3). Gene Ontology annotation, molecular function: N6-methyladenosine-containing RNA reader activity; mRNA binding. Lineage: Eukaryota; Metazoa; Chordata; Mammalia; Chiroptera; Vespertilionidae. The record is from RefSeq and is a predicted model, not a curated record. Gene Ontology annotation, biological process: mRNA destabilization. Gene Ontology annotation, cellular component: cytoplasm.